Messenger RNA from Cinara cedri, 6209 nucleotides. The record is from the annotation of a GenBank genome assembly. Lineage: Eukaryota; Metazoa; Arthropoda; Insecta; Hemiptera; Aphididae.
AUGAACGAAGAAAUGGAAAAAUGUGUUCUUCAAAAUAUUCCUUGGGCAAACCUUCCGCCCACAGUGAAACAAGUAAUUUAUGUAUUUAAUUAUAAAUUAUAGUAUUUGCAUAAAUAGUAUUGAAGCAUUUGAACGCAUUGAAUAUUCUAAUAAAUUUAUAGCAAAUAAAUGUUUUACUCAUUUUUCAGAGUGUAGGAAAUUCUAUAAAAGAGUACAAAAAAUGUAUUUCUGUGUAUAGUAUAAGGAAUCAAGUUAGAUACAAAGGAAAUUUAGGUAAAAAUAAGUUGUAUUAUUAAGCAGUGAUUUAGAUAAUCAAAAUAUUUGUAAUUUUGUUUCCAGUAAAAUCUGUUAUAAGAAACGAACAAAGUUACUAUGAAGAUUUAAUGACAUAUAGUAGAGAAAACUUGAUGUUGUAUCCAUAUCAUCUAUCUGAUGUAAUUGUUAAAGGAUUAAGAAUUACACCAUUUCAGUUUUAUAUAUCAACAAUUAUACAUGUUAUGGAAUCGGACAAAAGUUAUGAUUCAAUACCAAAUUUCACAGCAGUUGAUUGUAAAUAUAAAUCUUAUUUCUAUUAACAAUUCAAUUUGACUACUUAUCUAUAAACAAUUCUUCAUUUAUAGGUCUAUUUUAAUAUUUCGAUAACCUACUAUUUCUAGGCUUAAGAAUUUUAGGAAUUGGACGUAAUGAAUAUAUUGAAUUAAUGAAUCAGUGCCGAACUAAAAAUAAACUUUUUAGAAGGAAACAUGAAAUACGACCGAUGUUACCAUCCCAACCAGUAAAUAUAAAUGUAGAUCCUUGGUGGGUUGUAGAUGUUGGAUGUUUGUACGAGGAUGAUAUAAAAGUAUAUACAAAUUUAAUAACUAAAUUUAAAUUUAAAAAAAAUGUAUAGGUUAUUAAAAUUAAAAUUAUAUUUAUUUAACUCUUUUUAUAGACCAUUAAUGAAGACGAGAAAAAAUUUAUUGACCAUAUAAUUGAUAAUGGAAAACAAAUGGCUGGAAAUUUAGAUUAUAAUAUACUCCACAGUCUUUACAAGUUAAUAAUUUAACUUUUUAUAUGAAAUAUUGGUUUACAUGUUAUAUUAUUUGUAGAAAAGGUCUAGUUUACUAUGAUGUUCCAAUAUAUGAUGAUGACCACAUUAUAGUAUCAACACUUGGUGGGUUUGUAAUGAAUAGAGUACUUGGUGAUAAUUUUGAAAAUCUUCUGUAUAAAAUUUUUGUAUCAAUUGAUGAACAUACUUCAGUUAGUGAGGUUAUUAAUUUAUUUGUUAAUAUAAUUGUUAAAUUCAAAUUAUCUAAAAAAAAAAAAACUAUUAAUUUCUUAUGAAUUUUUUUUAGUUAACUACUAUAUUAGAAAUUGACUUGGAAUCAGUAAAGAAUGCAGUAUCCUUAUUCUGUCGGUUGAAAAUUGCCCAGAAAAAAAAUCCUAAAUCUAUUUCUACUCAUUCAUCCUGGUCUGGAACAAAAAAUGUACCUAGAUUAGAAAUAGUGAAUGUAGAACCAAUCUCUGAUUCAUCGUCGUUGCCAAUAAUUUUACCCAAAGAUAUACCAGAUAUUAUUGAAUCAUCGCCUGAUAAAAGUAAUGCUGAAAAAAGGAUGGCCUUUUUGUUUGAUUCAACUCUUACAGCAUUUUUAAUGAUGGGUAAUCUUUCUCCUGUAAGUAUACAAUAUUUUAUUUUUUAUUUUACUUAUUUUCAUAUAUUGUUGGACAUAUAAUAAUAAUUUAUUAAAUUAAAAAUGUUUUAUAUAAACUAUUAACUUAUGUUUAAAUAAAUAUUCAGAGUCUUAAAGAUCAUGCUGUCACAUUAUUUGAAGCGGGUAAACUAACUGAUGAAGCAUUAAAUGCAUUUUUGGAUGAACUUGAUAAAGUUGCAGAUGGUUAUAAUACUGGUAGCUGUGUUUUUGGAAGUGAAACUCCUAGUGCAGGUGAGAGUGAAGGUGAAGCUAGACGAUAUUUUGAACACGCUUUAACACUCAGAAGCACGGUGAAAACGUUGAGAUCAGAAAAUUGUCCUGGUAAAUUAGAUCUUAUACGAUGGGAAAGCCUUAAGUCAUUGUCUGCAGAUACAUGUGUUAGAUUUUUAAAAAAAAAUUACAAGUAUGUGUUUCCAUUUUACAGUAAAUUAAUUGAAUAAUAUUGAUAUUUUGAAAAUGCUAGCUUAUUAAUGUCGAUGGCUCCAUUAAAUAAAGAAACACCUCUUCUAUCUUCACCAAAGUUACCACAUAUUGGUCCUCCUAUACCAGAAGUAAAUUCAGUUUGGUUUAAACUAUAUUUAUAUCAUAAAACAAGUUAUGGACCAACAUCACUAUUAUUAGUUAGAGGUAAAUUUAUUUCUGAAACACUGUUUUUAUUAUUUUUUUAUCUAAAUUCUUUGGGUUCAGCCAAGCUUGUCUAAAUCUUUCACAUCAUCCUCCUGUGCAGGUCAUCAUAUCAUUCUCAAUUGUAUCAAAUUUUCAGUUUUACUCUACCCUCUUAUGUUUAUUUUCAUUACUAUUAUUACUGCUUCCAAUUCCUCUCACCUUGUACCAUGCCCAAACCAUGUAAAUCAGUCUAUUUUGUCUCACUUUGUUUAUUAUCGAAACCAGCCUAUACUGCUUCUUAUGUACUUAUUUAUUAUCCUAUUUUUCUCUUCCCUACUCAUCUACAUAAAUAUUCUCAUCUCCACUACAUAAUCAUUCUCUGUUUUAGUUUUCUGUCUACCAUUUGACAUUCUGAACCAUACAAUAUAGUUGACUUCUCCACAUUCUUGUAGAACUUACCUUUCAGUCUUAUUGGAAUUUUCUUGUCACAUAAAAUACUUAAGGUUUCUCUCUAGUUGAUCAAACUACACUCAAUCCUGUCCUUCACCUCGUCCAAGUCACCAUUCUUUUGUACAAAAUAUUCUAGAAACUAAAUCUGACUUAUUGUCAUUACUUGUCUUAAUCUCUUCCUCCGCACUUAUACUCUAUGUACUUUGUUUUAUUGUAUUCAUCAUUAUUUUAAUUAAUAGGUAUUCGUUUGUGGAAUGUUCCUAAAAUGUUUAGACAUUGUUCUAAAGUAAUGGUAACUACUUGGGGACACGAUCCACAUUUUAUACCUAUUGAAAAUUUAUUAACAAUUAUCAACGAUACAUUAAGAGAAUCACCAGUUCUUAUACAAGUAAUUAAAAACAAACAAAUAUUUAUUAAAAUACAGUAAACAUUUUAUAUUUCCAGGCUUGUAAUACGAAUACUUGUGUUUUACCAUUUCCAAAAAUAAACAAUUUAGAAAAUGGUUAGUUUUAUUGACAUAAUUGUUAUAUGCAGAACCCGGAAUUAUAUGCAUUCACAAAUUCAACUUUGCAUAUAAUGUGUAUUUGUUAUUGAUAAAUCAAUUUUACUGUAGAAAAAGAGUUUUUGACAUUGUUUCUCAUAGGAAUUUUGUUAAAAUAUUGUUAUAUUUGCCAUAGUGUAUGAAAUCAGAGCUCUAACCUAUGAUUCAUAAUCAUGUAUGGCUUGGUGUUAUCAUUUUAUGAAAUUGUUUGUCAUUUUUGUCGUGCGUAAUAUGUCAUUAUAUUUUAAAAUCUUGUGUGGUAAAAAGUAUGUGUUUAAUAAAACUAAAAUUUGUUAUUAUUUUGAAAGUUUAUUGUUUAGGUUAUCAGAUAUGUUAUUUAAAAUAAUAUAAUAUAUAAUAAAUUAUUACUAUUCUCGGUGGUGUAAAAAUAGUGUUUUAUUUUUUUAAACAAAAUAUAAUGUAUAUAAUUUCAUAUUUGGCCACUUUUUGUAUGUAUAUUUACAUAAUAUUUGACAAUUUUGAAAUGCAUAUAAUUCUAGGCUCUAGUUAUAUGUAAUUAAUACAUUAACAAAUAUUAAUUGAAAUUUGUUUAGAAUAUUCAUUUUUAUAUGAAGAAAAAUCAAUAAAAAGUUUAUCGAAUAUUUUAAAUACAGAGAACAGUUGUGGUUACAUAACGUGUGUGACAAUGCCAACUAAAUAUGAAAAGAAAUUUAACACUGAAAAUACUGCUAUUAGUGGUCUGUACAUAAUUUUUUAUUAUUAGAUUUGAAAAAACUAAUCAAAUAUUUGUAUUAACAGAUCCUUCACCUGUUUUUCAUAAGAAUGGUGUAUCACUUUUGAAAGAAGAGUUAGAAAAAUUAAAUGAUACUCCAUGUAUUAAAAAAACAUUAAUGUUAGAGCCUAUUUAUGAUGUACCUGAAUGGACUUUAUUAGAUUGUUGUUUUGGAUUGCCUCUAUUUAAUUCAGAUAUUAAUAAAAAUAUUUGCAAAUAUAUUGUUGAUAAUCAAAUGUGGAAAAAUGAAAAGUAAUUUUAUUUUGAAAUUCAUAAUGUAAAACUAGGUAUGAUAAUAAAUAUAUGUAUGUAUAUAUUUUUAUUUGGUUAGGUGCAUAAAUUUAUUUAAUACUUAGGUACAGAAUUUUAUUAUAAAUUAUCUAAAAGACUCAGCCUAUAUGAUUUUGUACCAAAAUAUCCAUUUAAUUUAUAUUGGUUUUACAAUAAUGUUAAUUUUUUUUUCGGUGAAUAACUUUUCUAUCUGAAAUAUUGCUCAGAUUUUUAAGUGUAGCAAAUUUCAUCCAGGUGGUAUAUUAGACAGGUCAUUUUUUGAUUUUUCAAUGGGUUUUUAUAAUUUAGAAAAACCAGGAAAAUGUACGAAAUGUAUUAUUUUCAAUGUUGUUAAUUGGUUGUAAUUUAGUUAAAAAUAUUUGUAGAGAUUUGAUAUCUGCCUUUUCUAGAGGUGGUAACAUUUUCAAAACAUAGCCCUUUUUGAGCUAUAAAAAAAGCUGUAUAAACAUUUUGAUUUUGUUUUUUUUUUUUAAAUUUUUAUUUGGUACACUAUGGAUAAAAUUGUUAGAUUUAAUAGGAAGUUCAUUAUAAGUCAUACUUGUGGCAAAUAAAAUUAAAAUGAGUAACAAAGAAAAUUUUUUUCAUUAGAAUUUUGAACGAAAAUCGUAAUUAUUAUGGCUUUUCUAAAUAUGUAUAACCGAACUUCCCUCAGAAUCAUUUUUUGUUAGCAAAGAUUAAUCACUGCAUAUAGAUAUACAUUAAAUACCCCUCUAUAUUUUACCAUCUCAACUUCUUAACCCAUAACAGUGGCCUAACCAUCAUGCCAAGUAUGUCAUGUUUUAAUAUUCAAACCUUACAAUAAUUAACUAUGUUCUAUAUUAAAAUAUUCCUUAAGUUUUUUUUAUUAAUAUUGGACUAACAAUUUCAAAAUUAUAAUUUAUAUUGGAGGUUCAUAUUUAUAUUUUGAUUCCUAUUCUUUCUUAAUAAAUCAUACUUAAAGUAACGUAUCUUUUAUUUGAAAUGUGCAUACAGUAUUAUAUCAUAAUUUUAAGAAAAAUAUUUACUUAUAUAAAAAGAUACAUAUUUUCUUCUACAAUCAAUUAGUAUCCAUUUAGGGAAUACGACAAAGGAUUUUAACCUAAUUUAUUUUAUAAAAUAAACUGUCACUGUUUAAAUAAUAUGCUUCUAGAUUAUGUAUACUUGUAUCUUCCUUUUUCUUUUAGUGUUACAAAACUAGUGGAAUCAAAUGAAUUAUUAUCAAAAGAUUUGUUAAAUUUUAUUGAUUUAUACAAGGUAAGACGUGCAAACAUUAAAUAAUACAUUUUGUUUUUAUAAUUAAGAACAUUAAUAUUAAUUAAUUAACAAUCACUUUUCAAUAAAUACAAAUUUAAGAAGAUUAAUUAUAUUAUUAUUUCAUUAAGUUUUAUGUAGGCCUAAAUUCAAGUAUCUUACAAAUGAGUGAAAUAAAUUUGCUCAUUACAACAAAAAUAUAAUCUCAAUAAAUAUUAAAUAAAUAAAUAUAAAAGUAAAUUUAUUGUUCAUUAUUAUUAUUAUUAAUUUUGUUUCAAAUAAUGUGAGCUGAUAGAAUAUCACUAUUUCUAGUUAUAUCAAUAAGAAAUCAUUAUGUAUACAAAAUUGAAUCAAAUUAGUAGUAUAUAAUUUAUAUUAAUGUAUUUUUAAAUUUAUUUUAUAAAAUGAAGUAAUACAAUUAUUAUCAUUAUUAGCUAAAAUGUAAUUUAAUUCAAUACAUAUAUUAACACAUGUAAAAUACAUCAAUUAAUUAACAUAAAAUUAUAUUAAACAUUUUUUUUAAUGAUUUAUUUUACUGUAUAUUCUUUUUUUUUUUUAGAACUCAGACAAAGGCUUUCAAGAUCUAUUGCCUUUUGAUAAAUCAUCAAUAGCUUGGCCUGUUGAUUGUCUAAUAUUUGAAAAUGGAAAAUUAACAAUAUGGCAGUAA